This is a messenger RNA of Emiliania huxleyi CCMP1516, 1650 nucleotides long. RefSeq lists its product as hypothetical. The transcript is spliced from 4 exons. The record is from RefSeq and is a predicted model, not a curated record. NCBI's taxonomy places the organism in Eukaryota, Haptophyta, Isochrysidales, Noelaerhabdaceae. Bases 1 to 1650 code for a protein of 549 amino acids.
AUGAGCAAUUGCAAAAAGAGCGGUCGUGGAUGGUGGAAUCCGGUCAACAGGAAAGAUCCGAACGUCUUCGAGUUCAAGAUUAUUGGUUCUUGGGGAAACGAUGAUACGGGCACGAUCUCCGUAGAGAUGUUCAACGACAACGCGCACCCCCUUCUGAUUUCGAUGAGAAGUCGGUACAGCUAUAAACCGUGUGGCACGUUUAACGAGUACUCUUUCCCAGUCGGAUAUUCGGACUAUGGUCCUAUUCCGGUAGAAGACGGCGACAAGUAUUGCCUCCCUAUCAGCACCGUCUUGAGAGCGACUUUCGUGACUCACGGUAAACCUUCAACUUGCGACGACUCGCUGACAGCUGAUCAUGCGCACAUCCGCGGACUCGGGGUGGUGCGUUCUGACUGCGAUUAUGAUAAGGAUACGGAAGUUGUAGGCUGCAAAGCCAAAGGUAUAAUCCAGCUACGAGGGCAGGAGGUCAAAGUCGAGGACGUGACGAUUGUCGGUGCAGGGCCGGACAAUCGCCACGUGAUGCUGAAUGCCCAGUGGGAUUGCAGCGACGGGUCAACGGGUGCAGUGGUCAACAAUGUGAAGGUGCUCGGAACAUGGUACAUGUCGACCGAUGGAAUCGCCGCUACGGGGGUCGACGGUUUGGUGACAAACAGCUUCGUGAUGACCCACGACGAUGCGUAUAAGCCGAUGGAGAAAGAUCAGAAAUUCUUCAACAACAUCGUAUGGCCUGGUACGAAUGGUUGGGCCCUUAUGUUCGGUUGGGAACAACCGGGGUUUUCGGGCGCAACUGUCACUGGCCUGGACGUGUGGCACUCACAAAGGAGCGUCAAAGAAAAGGACGGGAAGACCGUUUCCCCUGCCUAUAUUGAGAAUGUGUUUGUGGACAACGUCCGUAUCCUUGGCAAUGUCCGUCGAGUGUUUGAAUUCAUCCUGGCUCCCAGCGCUUUCUGCGAGCCCUGGGAUCCUGACGCGGGAUGGACCUAUAACCUCGAGUGCCAGAAUCAAGGAAAGUUCCGGAAUUUCACUUUGGGCAAGGACUGGGGGAUCAAUAUGUACGGCUGCCCAUUCUUCAUUGCUGCGUCAAAGGUGGCGCAGGCGCUAGCCGACAAGGGAGCCGUACGCGAGUGUGUAAUCACGAGGGCGGGGAGCGUGCAUGUGCCGUGCUGGCCAGACGCCGACCGCGAGACGUACCGGAAGCUUGUUGCCGAUGAGCCUCGCACGGCGUCAUGGCAGGGCGGCUCGCCACGCGUCACCGUUGACGGCGACGCGCAGUCUGCGAUGGGUGCAUCCGAGUUUUUGCAGACGUACGGCCACCUCCUCGACGGUCCGCAGGAGCUAGGCCUGCCGCAGAGCGCGGCACGGUGGUGGGCGGAGGCGACGAGCUCGAGUAUAAAGCCGCUGUUUGUCGCCGCAUACGUCACUGGCGCCAAGGCCUUCUUCGAAGCCGACCCCGCCGGGCAGGAGGGAGCAGCACGCCCCCAAACGGCGCUGCACGAGAAGCGGGGCCGGAUCGUCUACGAGGACAUCGGAUCCGCAACGUUUGGCAACCACUCGCUCGACCGCUCAGCCGACGUCGCGCUCGACAAGUUCCUCUCAAAAUCGUGCGAGGGGCUUGGCAUGGGCUUGGAUGGGGGGAAGGUGUCCGUUUGA